AUGAGGAUGUGUGACAGAGGUAUCCAGAUGUUGAUCACCACUGUGGGAGCCUUUGCAGCUUUUAGUUUAAUGACCAUUGCGGUGGGCACGGACUACUGGUUGUAUUCCAGAGGUGUGUGCAGGACUAAAUCUACAAGUGAUAAUGAAACCAGCAGGAAGAAUGAAGAAGUAAUGACACACUCGGGGCUGUGGAGAACCUGCUGCCUGGAAGGGGCGUUCCGAGGGGUCUGCAAGAAAAUCGACCACUUCCCCGAUGAUGCUGACUACGACCAGGACACAUCUGAGUAUCUGCUUCGGGCCGUGCGGGCCUCCAGCGUCUUCCCCAUCCUCAGCGUCACGCUGCUCUUCUUCGGCGGGCUCUGCGUGGCGGCCAGCGAGUUCCACCGCAGCAGGCACAACGUCAUCCUGAGCGCGGGCAUCUUCUUCGUCUCUGCAGGGUUAAGCAACAUCAUUGGCAUCAUCGUUUACAUAUCGGCCAACGCCGGGGACCCCGGGCAGCGCGACUCCAAGAAGAGCUACUCGUACGGCUGGUCUUUCUACUUCGGGGCCUUCUCCUUCAUCAUCGCGGAGAUCGUGGGCGUGGUGGCCGUGCACAUCUACAUAGAGAAGCACCAGCAGCUGCGCGCCCGGUCGCACUCGGAGCUGCUGAAGAAGUCCACCUGCCGCCUGCCGCCCUACAGGUACCGGUUCCGCCGGCGGUCCAGCUCCCGCUCCACCGAGCCCAGGUCCCGGGACCUGUCCCCCAUCGGCAAAGGCUUCCACGCCAUCCCCUCCACCGACAUCUCCAUGUUCACCCUCUCCCGGGACCCCUCCAAGAUCACCAUGGGGACCCUCCUCAACUCCGACCGGGACCACGCCUUCCUGCAGUUCCACAACUCCACGCCCAAAGACUUCAAGGAGGCGCUGCACAACGACCUGGCCAGCAGGCGCACCACGCCGGUCUAG
Messenger RNA from Pipistrellus nathusii (Nathusius's pipistrelle), 945 nucleotides. Lineage: Eukaryota; Metazoa; Chordata; Mammalia; Chiroptera; Vespertilionidae. The record is from the annotation of a GenBank genome assembly.